UGGUUAGAGUACUCGACUGGUAAUCUUAAGGACGAUGGUUCAAACCCAGAGUCAGUCAAAAGUAUUUCAUCAAAAAUAAAUUAAGAUACGCAUGAUGAAAGACUAUGGUGAUGAUGACAUCCUAUGGAUGACCACAGGAUGUACUUUAGAUCAGCCACAGAUAAUCUCGAGACUUGGCAUGGAACGGCCAUCGUGUGCCACUAGGGAUUAUGUCGAGAAGCACACCGUUGACGCUAGUGAUAUCCGCUGCAUUUCGAAAUCUAUAGUUAACUUUCUGCCGUUUUUGACCCAUCUUGUCAUUCUUAAAGGAACGGAAUCAAUGGAUGAAAUUGAACCUAAGCUCGUUAAUCGACUCAAGAAGCUUCUGCAUGAAAACACUGUUCAUCAUGAUGUUGUCGUCGUUAGUUGUGACGUAGGGUCUUACAUAGUCCAGAUCCCUUUGAUCAAUCAAACACGGUCUUUUGAAGGUUUUACUUUAUUUGGAAUGUUCAAAAAUUGAGAGAAUUGUUGACGCACUCGUCUUCGCAUGAUAAUUCAAUUUCGACUUUUGUUUUCAAACGGCUUUGUUUUCAUAUUGCUUGAUGUGGAAUUUUUUUUCAAUUUCUCAAUGUUCUUGAACAAGUUCAAUGUUGGUGUGUUCUACUGAUGUUGUGAACUACUAAAAAGAAAUAUGAUGUUUGUUUUUCUGUUUUGUUUGUCUAAAUUAGCAAUUUUUGUUGCGAUAAAAUCUGAUAUGGGAAAUCGGAACUUUUUCUUUUUGUCAAUCCAGAAAUAUAGGUGAUUUCGUUUACCAAGUUAUACACUAAAUAAAAAAUAAUUAACUAGAUUUCAAUCAUAAGUACGACCAGUUUAAAUUGAACAAAACCAAACAUUUUACCAGCACCGAAAUCGAAUAUAGGACUACACGAAAUUGCUAACGUGGAAGUGUAAGGAAUAAACGUUUUCAAAUUGACCAUCACUAUGUAGUAGAAGGGCGUGAGGUGAUAGCAAUUUCUUGAAUUUACGGCGAGCACAUUGUAAUCACUGGUCGUAACUGUAAAUUGGUUUGUUUGCUGACUUGUUAGUGUUAUCAUUCAAGACAGGGGGAAACACUGCCUUAAUUAACUGCGACCGGGGAGAUUAACUGGCCAGUGAAGAAGAGUGCGAGGCCAGUUUUAAUAGGGAGCGAUUAGUUAUAGUAGACUUCCUAGUUAGACUCAUGACCCUCAAAAUAUUUAUUAAA
Daphnia pulex (common water flea) is the source of this 1222-nucleotide messenger RNA. RefSeq lists its product as uncharacterized. The record is from RefSeq and is a predicted model, not a curated record. Bases 92 to 499 code for a protein of 135 amino acids. Lineage: Eukaryota; Metazoa; Arthropoda; Branchiopoda; Diplostraca; Daphniidae. The transcript has 3 exons.